UGUUGCUUGCGGAUUAACUAACCACCUCAUUAUCGCUACAAGUUAAAAAGGAGUGAAAAACGAACGUAAAGAGUUAACUUCAACGGAGCUGCAACAACAGAGAAAAGCGACAAAAGUGCUGGCCAGACAGAGAAAGAAAGUUAAAAGCGCGCGCCUCUAUUCUCAUCGAUCAGUGUUUCUUCGAGAGUGAGUGAAAGAGAUCGAGGAGAGGAGAGUACGCGUUGUGAGUCAAGAUGGCCGAUUUGGACGCAGUGAAUCUCGGGCUGGAUGAGACAGAACGGGACAUCGCGGAGGCGUUGGAAAACUCGUACGAUACUCGUUCGGAAGCAUCGGAAAAUCCCAGCAUUAGUUCCGUCAGCUCCGCCGAAUCGGAAUCGGACAGCGAUGCGAACGAAGCUAAAGGAAAGAAAACGGAGCAGACUGUCGUAGCGACGAAAGCAGCCGGAACGAGGACUGUCAGAAAGGGGAAGCUAAAGAAGGGUAACAAGAAAUCAAAACCCGAGGCACCUGGUAAUGGCUCUAGUACCACGAAAACAACUACUACUGCUGGAACGACUGGCAAAAAAAGAGCAGCCGCAGAGGAUGACGACGAUGCUGCUGAAGGAGAGGACAAUGAUGAAGAUGACGCCGAGGAGGACAAGGCUAAAAAUGCUGACGAAGAGUUGGACAAUGAUGAUGAUGAUGAUGAUGAUGAGGAGGAGGAGGAUGAUGACGACGUCACGACGGACGACGACGAAGACAGGAUGUGCCGAAAUAAGCGUGUAAAGAAAACAAAGAAAAAGACCCCGUUGGCGACGGCCACAGUGAAGACCGCAGAUAGUAAAAGAAAAGGCGCAGUCACCAACAACAAAGGAGUGAAGCAGCGCCAACAGGCCCCUCCUGCUAAGAAGAAGAAAACUCCCGGCGAGAAGGAUGUCGCCAAGCCGAUAACAACUGAAGGUCGUGUGAUAUUAGAGAAAAACAAGAAAAAACAAGUAAAAAGUAUCACGAAGGAGCGAAAAAAGGGAACGAUCGAAGCGGGGAAGGGAAAAGAGGAUAAAGUAGUGUCUGCUGCUGGUAAAGCUGAUGCUGACAACGGAAACGGAUCCACCGAGGCUCCGACUAACGAUUGUACCGUUGCCACUACCACCACCAACAACAACAAUAACAAUAACAACACUACUGCGAGUAGCACUAGCAGCAGCGACAACAGUAGCAGUGACAGUAGCAGCGAAGGUGAAGGUGGCGAUAAAAAGGAAGACGAAGAAGAUGAGGAAGACGAGGAGGAAGAGGAAGACGAUGACGGGAACGAGGACGAAGAAAAGUCGCGCAGUCGCAUGUCGGAAGUGAGCGGAACGAAACGAAGUCGUACAAAAGGUACGCCGAGCAAUAACAGCGGCGCAACGACGGGUAAAAACUCCGUCAAAUCUUACGACUACGUGACAAAGAUCAAUUACCUGUUCCGUGAAACACGCUUCUUUUUGAUAAAGUCCAACAACCACGACAAUGUGGCACUAUCAAAAGCAAAGGGUGUGUGGUCGACGCUUCCGCCGAAUGAAGCGAACCUGAACCAGGCGUUUCACGAAAGUCGCAACGUUAUUUUGCUAUUCUCAGUGAAGGAGAGUGGCAAGUUUGCUGGUUUCGCACGGAUGGCGGCCGAAGCCCGCCGUGAUUUACCGGCCGUCGACUGGGUUUUACCGCCAGGCAUGUCCUCCAAAGCGCUGGGCGGUGUGAUCAAAAUCGACUGGGUAUGCAAGCGAGACCUACCGUUCACGAGCACGACGCACCUUUACAAUGCCUGGAACGAUGACAAACCCGUAAAAAUCGGGCGUGAUGGACAGGAAAUUGAACCGAAGGUGGCCGAGGAGCUGUGUCGUUUAUUUCCGGAGGACACGGGCAUCGAGAUGACACCGAUUUUAAAAAAAUCGAAAGAGGCAUCAAAACUGAUGAAGGAGAAAGCGGCCUCAAAAUCGUUCCGGCGACCGCCAAAUUUUUCUCGUCCGACUUCCACGGCCACGUUGCGUGCUCGCACGAUCGGUGGUCUAGGGGGAGGAGGGUGUGGCAUUGGCCCGAUGCGUCGCGGUGGAAGGCGGAUGUAUCCUGGGAUAAAAGGUAGCAACGGAGGCAGUGGUGGUUUAAUGUUUGCUCCGUACCGUAAGGACCGUCAUCACCAGGGUGGCAGUAGGUACGGCAGUGGUCCGGGCAGAAUGAGUGGCAUGGUUGGCAGCGGCGGAGGUGAUAUGGUUGGUGAUCGUGGCGGCGGUGGAGGGGGUGGUAUUUCGCGCGAUUCCCUCGGACGUAUGCAUCAUCCGCCCCUUCGCUGGGACGGAUACAGUUCAACGGCAGCGGCGGAGGCAUACGUGGCCGAUUACAUGCGUAACAUGCAGAACCAACUUCCGCCCAUGCCGUACGCUCCGCCACCAGGCUUUCCUGGCAUGCCCAUGCCGUACGAAGGAUUACCGCCACCACCUCGUUACUACGAGGGUCUUCCGAUACCGGAGUAUCCCAUGGCGCCCGGGUCUAUUCCAGGUAGUGUUACGGGAGCGUCGAUGUCGGGGGUUGCAGGACGCCAUGCAGCAGCAGCUGCCGCCGCAGCAGCCGCUAUGUACGACAAGCGCGCGUAUGAACAGUCGAUGGAGGAAUUUAUGUGGAAAUCGGCCAACUUGGGUGCCGGUAGUGUGGGUGGUGGUAGCAGCGGAGGAGGUGGUGGCGGCAGUAUUGGAAGCGGUGGCGGCGGUAACGGUGGGACGGGUGGGAGUAGUGGAGGCCUCGGCAGUGUGGUGGGUGGGUUGAUGGGAGGUGGUAUUUCGACCAUGAAGGGACCUCCGCCUCCUCUUCCCAACCAUGGUUACCACGUACCGCCUCCGGCCAUUCCACCCAUGCACCAUAUGCAUCGAAAGAACGAUCGAGGAGACUCAUCGAUGGAUCGUGGACAGCAACGCGAUCAUCGCGAGCGGUCAAAUCAUCGCAGCGAUCGGCAUCAACCGCAGCGCGGAGGUACAGGAGGCGGUGUACGAGGAUACAACAAUCGAGAUAGGCGAUGAUUUGCAGCUUCGCGAACGUUCCAGUAUUUCUCAUCCGAACGCCGUAAAUAUUAGGAGGACAGAGCUUAAGCAUGCAGAUAUUCGAGAUUGGCACAGCGGCGAAGUCGUAAGAUAGCAACGUUCCGCUGUGGAUGAUGAUUGCCAAAAAUACCGUCAUCUAUCUAAUGAGGAAGAACAGUGGGCAGCGAUCGUCUGCUUUCCCUCCACGAUCAAUCGUUACACUCCUGCCGGUCUCGUAGCAUCGAACUCGAUUGAUCUUCUAACCCUACUACAAAACACCAUCAAAGCAAUCAUCAUUGAGGAGACGUUUGUGUUCUAUUUUUAGCAGUAAAACCAGCCAUGGAUCACCCACGUUUGAACAUGAACCAGUCUCGCUGUACAUCAUUUGAUGAGUACAUCUGCAAGAAUAUUAAUUUUAUCUGCAUGCUGUACUGCGGUACUGUUCACGGCAACACAUGGCCGAUUCCGAUGGCACAGUGUAGAGGCGAAUGACUUUGUUGGUGGGCUCCUUUGUUCUACCAGCAAACAUCGAUUGACCAAGAAAGUGCAAUUCGUGCCGUUAUAUCCGACCCCAGGUGAAUCCAGUGAAGACCGCGAUAAAAACGGAUGAAGUUAGCGGCUUGUGCUUUGAUUAUUGGUCCCGAAUGUGCGCGAGUGUCGGAUGUGUGGCACGUGUUAUCGAAACAGUGUUCGGUCGAGUGUUUGAGAGAAGUGUUUACAGUUCGAAGCUCUUUUUUAGUGCUUGGCUAUCGUGACCGGGGUCCUCCGCGAAGAAGCAACGAGCAGCAGGUGGUUGUAUUCAUUGAUCUCAGAGACGAGAGUUUGUGGUAGUGAUGAAGAGCACGUAACGCGUGGGAACGGCACGAGGGCACGAGCAUUUCGGACGAAAGCCGGUUUGAGUGUUUCGAAGUAUUUUGCAAAAGAGAGUAUAAAUGGUGAACCUUUUUAUGAACUUACCUGUACAAGAACGACAGCAAUAUGGAAAAAGUAGUACCCGGAGCGCGGGCUUCAACAUACUGUUGAAAUGUUCACCUUCACCGAUUCAAGCGAAAGCAGUAAAUGCGAUCCAGUUCUUUUCGAUAAUUGAUAAAAAAAACUUUCCGUUCGCUAUGUUCCGAAAACGAGACGAAUACAGCAAGAACAGAUGUAAAGGAAAUACAAGUGUGUUUUGCAAAAGAAACAAGCGAAAUUCAGAUGAUCCCCUCAACAUCAAACAGAAAUGGACUACAGGCCUAUGCCAAGCAGAAUGCAACAUGUCAUGUUUAGCAGCAGCAAAUCACUAGCAGCAUAGCUAAAUUACACGCGCAGUAGGCGACCUCAACUGGAAUUAGCAAAUUGGUAGCCCGCCGCUCCUCCGUAUAUCGCUACCGCGGAAAUAAUUGUAGGAUAUAAUUACAUUAAAAAGUACUUUUUACAGUGCUCUCGAUUACUGAUGGUUUCAGUAAAGCGCAAUUGGACACUGGACGAUAGCGAUUGUGAUAGUUUCAUGGUGAAGGAAGGAAAUUGGCAUUGGUUGGCUGUACACACAGCAGCAACUGGAAAAAUAGAAGAAAGUGUUUCGAAUGCUGGUUCGGCAUGGCUCGGCAUGUCGACUCUUUUUCUGUGGUGUGCGCAAGGAGUGGUAUUUUUUAAGUGUGUGUGUGUAUUAUGUGUAAUUUUUAGGGUUUGAAUAGCGAACUUUUUAGUUAGCACUGAGCAGAAAAAAGUGCGCCAGAGCAAACGAAAUGAUGACAGGCAUACGGAUGGCAGAAGUAGGGAAACAACUGCCGCGAGCAAACAAAAAGGGAUCACAAAGUGAAAUGUUUUGAAUGCGUCGAGUUUAGGAAUCUAUUAGGCACAUUGUAAGAAUACCGUCGCUGAGCUCUUAAGGCACAACUCCAUCAUGUAAACGUGUAUGAAAAUCGAAAAAGGAACCACGUUACCAAACUGCAGUAACAUUGUAGGAAAAUGCGUGCCCUGCUGCGAAUGAAAUGUGUGUGCGUUUAUGCCUAAAAAAAUAAGAACACUAUGGCCAGUUAGCCGGUAACAACAACUACCCUAUGAUACACCGAAUAAAUGUAUUCAAUAAAGUUUGA
Anopheles bellator is the source of this 5098-nucleotide messenger RNA. RefSeq names its product YTH domain-containing protein 1 (gene Ythdc1). The transcript has 3 exons. Gene Ontology annotation, molecular function: mRNA binding; N6-methyladenosine-containing RNA reader activity. Bases 234 to 3023 code for a protein of 929 amino acids. NCBI's taxonomy places the organism in Eukaryota, Metazoa, Arthropoda, Insecta, Diptera, Culicidae. Gene Ontology annotation, cellular component: nucleoplasm. The record is from RefSeq and is a predicted model, not a curated record. Gene Ontology annotation, biological process: mRNA splicing, via spliceosome; regulation of alternative mRNA splicing, via spliceosome.